UUCCGCCCAGCGCGGUUCCGGUUCCGGUGUGCGGACGGGGAGGACAUGGCGGCGCUCGGACGGGUGUCCCGCCUGCUGCUCGGCGCCGCUGCCCCGCGCUCCCCCCCGGCGCGCGGCAUGGCGGCCGCGGCACACGAGGGCGGCGGAGCCCGGAUGUGGAAGACGUUGACCUUCGUGGUGGCGCUGCCCGGCGUGGCCGUGUGCAUGCUGAACUCCUACCUGAACGCACAGCACGGGGAGCACGAGAGGCCCGAGUUUGUGCCCUACACCCACCUUAGGAUCAGGACCAAGCGUUUCCCCUGGGGUGAUGGGAAUAAAACUCUGUUUCACAAUCCCCACACUAACCCUCUUCCAACUGGUUAUGAAGAUUAAAACCAAGAUCCUGACCACAGCCAGAACUUUGGCUCUCCCCAUCUUGAACGAGAAAGUUGAGUGGGAUCCAUCAUUUCAUGGGGUCAUAGUUUCAGAAACUGCAUUUCUUCUGUGAUGAAGCUGAGUGGUGGUGGUCCCCAUGUGUAUUUGUGAUGGGGUCCUUUAAAUAAACAACUCUGGACAUGAA
This is a messenger RNA of Corvus hawaiiensis (hawaiian crow), 559 nucleotides long. RefSeq names its product cytochrome c oxidase subunit 6A1, mitochondrial. Gene Ontology annotation, molecular function: enzyme regulator activity. The record is from RefSeq and is a predicted model, not a curated record. Gene Ontology annotation, biological process: mitochondrial electron transport, cytochrome c to oxygen. Bases 46 to 372 code for a protein of 108 amino acids. The transcript has 3 exons. Gene Ontology annotation, cellular component: mitochondrial inner membrane. NCBI's taxonomy places the organism in Eukaryota, Metazoa, Chordata, Aves, Passeriformes, Corvidae.